AUGAAACGAGGGGCACUUGCUGCAGCACUCGACUCCGUGCUGGGCGCGGUCACUGCUUGUGCGGAGAAGAAGGGGAAGAUAACAGAAUUCUUCGGCAACGAGGCAACGUGCGCCAAGGAGGACGCGGAUAACGCGCUUUGCCUAAUGAUCUCGGCGCUGAAGCUUCCAGAGCGCAUCGUGGAUGAUCCGAAAAUGGAGGCAGCGCUCGCCCCCGUUGCCGCGAGCUGGAAGCGGGACGGUGUCACCGUGUCGUCGGACAUGAUGACUGACCGUUGUGGCCGCCCGCAGGCCAACAUACUCCUUGUCAACGACUCCGGCGCAGUUUUCGAGCAGGCCGUGGACUGCAACAUGGAGUCGAAGACGGGGGGGUACAUCGCCAGCCUUCUCCGCCCCGUCAUUGAUAAGGUGGGGCCGGAGAAUGUGGUGGCGGUCUGCAUCGAUGGCGGCAGCAACUAUGCAUCGGCAGCGCGGAAGAUUGCGAGCACAUGGCCGCACAUUGAGCAUGUGCCAUGUGCCACGCAUGUCCUGGACCUGUUAAUGGAAGAUGUGGGCAAAAUGGGAUGGGCGAAGGGGCUUGUGGAGAAAGGAGGGGAGAUGAUUACCUUCGUGCGCAACCACCACUUCACACGUGCCUGUAUGAAGAAAGUGGGGGGGAAGCAGGUGCUCAAGCCUGCGGGAACCAGGUUCGGGACACAAUACAUAGCCAUGGCCCGGCUAUGUGAGGUGAGGAGUGGGCUGGCGGCGAUGGUGCUCAGCAACGAGUGGAAGGUGUGGGCAGCGGGGGACAAGGAUAGGAAGACUGCAGCCGAGAAAUUCAGGGCUGCUGUGAUGGAUGAGGAGUGGUGGGGGGUGGCGGAGUUCUUUUCCUCUCUCAUGGCGGUGCCAUUCAAGGCCAUGCGGGCCACGGACUCUUCCGCGAAAGGCAUGAUGGGUAAGCUGUAUGACAUUAUGCUACAUCUUACCGAGGACAUCAAUGACAAGCUCGACGCUUCAGGCGACUUCUUGACUCGGACAGAGAGGGCAGACAUCACCAAGAUUGUGAAGGACAGGUGGGACAACUCCCUUGCCUGCCCCAUGCAUGUGGUUGGCCGGAUCUUGAAUCCGACCAACCAGGAGGAGGGAAUUUUCAGGAACGAUGUGGAGUGCACGAGGGUGUUCAAGGACUACAUCGAGCGCCACUAUGACCACGUCACCUUCAGGCGCGGCAAGGAUGGUGCCCCUCGCCGCGCCUCCCUUGUGCUGCAGGAGGCAUUGCUGGCCUACAUCAACUUGGAGGGCAGUUUUGGCAAGCUGAGCGCCAUAGCUGCAAGGGAGGCAGUGAAGAAAGGGGAGAUGAGCAUGCUGCAGUGGUGGUUGUGGCACAGCACCGAGUACCCUGAGCUUGCCACCCUUGCAUGCCGGAUUCUCACUCAGCCCGUCUCGGCUUCUUCAUGCGAACGUGGCUGGGCGCAGUGGGAAGGCGUCCACACCGCCCGCCGCAACCGCCUCGGGUCCGCCAAGUGUGCGGACCUGGUUUACAUUGCGCACAACUGGAACGUUGUGCGCAAUUGGUACAACAAGGACGGGGCCAGCACGGUUGUGCCCGGGAACAUCCCGGAUGCCCCUAUCCCCCGCGGCUACAACAUGGACGAGGAGGAGGAGGAUGACCUGCUGGGGGGGGAAGGAGAUGAUGCAGUGCUGGCGGAUGAGUAUGGGGAAGGGGUGGUGGUGGAAAAGCCCCGCAAGGAAAUAGGCUGUGGGGAAGCUCGCUAG
Molecule: messenger RNA, 1752 nt
Organism: Closterium sp. NIES-65
Lineage: Eukaryota; Viridiplantae; Streptophyta; Zygnematophyceae; Desmidiales; Closteriaceae
Source: the annotation of a GenBank genome assembly